Messenger RNA from Miscanthus lutarioriparius, 1167 nucleotides. NCBI's taxonomy places the organism in Eukaryota, Viridiplantae, Streptophyta, Magnoliopsida, Poales, Poaceae. The record is from the annotation of a GenBank genome assembly.
AUGUCGUCGGGGGACUUCCACUUCCACGACGAGCUGGCGUCGCUGUUCGCGCAGCGGCCGUCGCCGGGAGAGAUGAUGACGCAGCAGCAGCAGGCGCCGGCGUCGUGGUUCGCGGACUACCUGCACACGGGCGCCCCAGGCAUGGGCGGGAUGGACUACGACCUGCUGUUCCGCGCGCUGGACCUGCCGCUGCCGGGGGACGACGUCGUCAAGAGGGAGCUGCUGCUGGUGGACACAGGCGGAGGCGGGGGAGGCGGCUUCGCCGCGCCCACGCCCACGCCCACGCCCAGCGGGGGCGGCACGGCGCCGGUCACGCCCAACACGACGUCGUCCAUGUCCUCCUCGUCCAGCGAGGCGGCGGGCGGCGCCGCCGGAGGAGGAGGAGGAAGCUUUGGUGCUGGGGAGGAGGACUCGCCGCAUCGGGGGAGGUGCAAGAAGGAGGAAGGGGAUGGGGAGGAGGACGCUGACAAGAGCAAGAAAGGGUCAGCAGCGGCGGGGAAGGGCAAGGGCAAGGGCGAGAAGCGGCAGCGGCUGCCGCGCUUCGCCUUCAUGACCAAGAGCGAGGUCGACCACCUCGAGGACGGCUACCGGUGGCGCAAGUACGGCCAGAAGGCCGUCAAGAACAGCCCAUACCCCAGGAGCUACUACCGGUGCACGACGCAGAAGUGCCCCGUGAAGAAGCGGGUGGAGCGGUCGUACCAGGACCCGGCGGUGGUGAUCACCACGUACGAGGGCAAGCACACGCACCCCAUCCCGGCCACGCUCCGUGGCAGCACCCACCUCCUCGCCGCGCAGUUGCACGGCGGUCACCACCACCUCGGCGCCUUCCCGCCGCCGCCCCCGCUCCCGCAGAUGGGCGCGCCGUUCGGGCGGGCAGGCGGCGGCGGCGGAGGAGGAGGCGUCGUCGACAUGCUGGGGCUCCUGCCUCCGCGCAACAACCACGCCAUGCCGCCGGCGAUAGGCCUCGCGUCGUCCCGCGGCAUGAGCGGCGGUCCGAUGAGCGCCGUGGCAGCAGGCGCGACGACGACGGCCGCCACCACCGCCACCACUACCUCGUCGUCUCCUCCCUCGCUCCAGAUGCAGCACUUCAUGGCGCAGGACUUUGGGCUCCUGCAGGACAUGCUGCCGUCCUUCGUCCACAACAAUGGCGGCAACAUCCAGCUCUGA